GAUGGACGUCUGAGGCCUGGAGAUCAGCUCAUUGCCAUCAACAAAGAGUCCUUGAUAGGUGUGACCCAUGAGGAGGCAAAAAGUAUGCUAAACAAAGUUAAAUUCAGCCAAGACAUUACGGUUGAAAUUGCCUUCAUCCCUGGUAAAGGACUUUUCCCAAGUAGCACAUCUCUGCACAAUGGAGUUCAGCGAGCUGCAGGCAACAACUCUGGACGCCUAAAAGUCCACAUCAGAUCACCAGAGAUCUUUGCUGAGGAGCCAGCUCCAGUGUCCUCGCCCUCUCCUGAUAUCUGUCCUCCAGAUAUUCAUGUUUCAGGUUCUCACAGCCAGAGGUCGCCAACAAGAGCAAAACCAAGGAUAACGCUGGACCCCUACAUACGCCUCAAAUCUGAUAAGUUAGACUUGGCCCUGUCCUUCCUUGGCUUGGACGUCAGCGAAGAAAAAAGGAAGAAGCUGAGGCAGAGUCUCGCCCCAGAUCCACAAGGCACUGUGGCYUAUGGAGAUUUUGAGGAAGCUUCCCGAAACACAUUUCAGCAGGAARUGGAGAGUCUGGGUUUGGGCGCGGACCCCUUUACUUUCUCCUAUCAUGAAGCAGCCAGUCUUAUGGACACAUCAGCCUUUCACUCACCUACAUAUGACUCAGAAUGCAGCUACAGCAGUGAGGAGAUGGAGCAGUUUCAAACAGAGGUGAAACAGCUGCAGACCCAGAUGAAGCAGCUCAAGGUGAUGCUUAAGGACAUGGAGCACAGCAAGAAAACCCUUGAAGAGGAGCUGCAGAAGACAUCAGAGAAAGCCUGUUUGACUGUGGAGGAGAACACCCGACUAAAGAACCGCCUGCAGGCAGCUGAGGCAGAGGCAGUGCAGAGGCAAACCAGCGGUGCUGAGCAGGACUAUGAGGAGGUUAUCCAACUGCUUGAGGCUGAGAUAAGAGAUCUGAAGAACCAGCUGGCUGGGAAGAGGCAGGCACAUGGAGCAGAUGGCACCAAGAACGUCCACAAAGCCAUGACUACACCCAGUUUUUUUGGUGGGGAGGGCAGGAGCAAUAGAUUGUCUCCAGCCACAGAGAGUUCUGAUGCUCUCUUACCACUUCCUGACUCUGCCUUCCAUCGGGCUGUGGAGGCCAAAGAGCUUGUCGCGGGGGCGUGUACUAUUGCUACUGAUGACAAAGCUUCAGAUGCUGUCUCAUGUGUCGGACCUCAUCACGCGUGAGCCACAAAGGACUAAUCGAGGAUCUGCCCCAUCAAUGAACAGGCUGUAUGAGCUGCUGAUCCAGUCAACAGCGAGUUACGACUCCACUCCAGCACAACUCACAUAUCAACAAAAAUCCAGACACAAAAAAUCUUGUAACUUUUCCAGCAGGUGGAGUUGAAGGCACUGCAUGACCGAGUGCUUGACACACACACACACACUGCUGAAACUCAUGUUCCUGAUGUCUUUUGUAAAUCUGCAUACUUGCACACAAAUCAGUGCACUGCAUGUGAAGAAGGGCUUCUUUGCUUAGAUGGGACAAACCUGAGCUGAACAGUCCAGAUAUAUCUCAUAAUACCUUGCUGCCAUCCAUCUGUUCCACAUUAUGGUUUAUCACCUGUGGGAAAAAACUGUCCUUUUAAGCCAUUUUUUUUCCAUUUUCCAGUCUCAACACUACUCUACGUUGGUCUACAAUCUCGGUGGUCCUUGGUAUAACUUGAGCGCUGUCUCGAUGUAGGUGGGACUUUCAUGGUGUGGCCACCCAAAUCGUCUYAAACAUUAUUUGUUUUUUAUCCAAGGCAAACGCAACGCAGCAAUGGGCAAAAAAUAAAAAUCACAACAAACUCCUCAUCCUUAGCCGUACUUUUCAGAAAWCCUGUGGCGGAGUCAAGGCCUUUCCUCCGCCGGUCGGAGCCGUAAAUUGAGURCGUUUGGUCUAGCUCCUUCUGAAUUCUGUUUUUAGCCAACAAGCAUGAAGCAUCUUCCUCGUAGUACCACAGUGUUGGUUUACGUGUUGCCAUUUUAAUGGAUAUGUUACAUAUUUUAAAGAAGGAAUUCUGCGGUCAUUUUUAAAAAUGGUGGGUUUGUUUUUUUGUAAAGGAGAUGCUCUCAUGAUUGCUUGCUUUCUGGGCGAUUAAUGGCCUGCAGUCUGCUAAAGUCAAAUCCUCAGCUCGACUUGGAAUCUCAGUUGAGUAGGUCCUAAGAAAUGUGCUGGGAGUGGGUGGGAUCACCCGAUGGAAAGACUUAGAAGCCGUGCAGAGUCAGGCCAAGCCCAUGAAAAAAUGACCAUUAUGGAUACGGUAUCGCUCUUUGUGCUCUUUUGCAUUAAAUUUGCAAGAAUCYUGGAACUAAACAAUGAGAAACAUCUGCAGCUUCACAUCACUGAGCACUUCAUGCUGAUGCGUCUCCUGCUGUUAGAGGAGUGGCUUUCUGUCGCCAGAAAACCUGCUGUGUGCGCUUGGGUUUGGUACUCCUCAGCAGACAUCAGGCAAAGGUUACACAAGGAACUCGUUUCAUUUCUGCAAAUACGUUCAAAACUUGUCAUAUGUUGUGUAAUUGAACCAGAUUGCAUAUUUAAUGUGUGGCCUCAUAUUCUUUGUUCUGUUUUGUAAUAAAAGAAGAACCGAUUACUGGA
Messenger RNA from Austrofundulus limnaeus, 2602 nucleotides. RefSeq names its product syntaxin-binding protein 4. Gene Ontology annotation, molecular function: protein binding. NCBI's taxonomy places the organism in Eukaryota, Metazoa, Chordata, Actinopteri, Cyprinodontiformes, Rivulidae. The record is from RefSeq and is a predicted model, not a curated record.